Molecule: messenger RNA, 1694 nt
Organism: Branchiostoma belcheri (Belcher's lancelet)
Lineage: Eukaryota; Metazoa; Chordata; Leptocardii; Amphioxiformes; Branchiostomatidae
Product: RUS1 family protein C16orf58 homolog
Exons: 14
Coding region: 10-1392 (460 amino acids)
Source: RefSeq, a predicted model, not a curated record
UUGACAGACAUGGGAGAAACGACCGUAUGCGAGGAACAUUAUGGCUCGGAGAGCUUGCAGCAACGCUACACCCGAUUGGACGAUGGCACCAUCGUGAAGCGAGCCAUUGGUGGACAGAAGUUCUCUUCAGUGAUACAGUUCUUCAGGUCAGUGUUCCUGCCCCAAGGCUACCCUGAGAGUGUGAGUGAUGACUACCUGUCAUACCAAAUAUGGGACACUGUACAGGCUUUCUGCAGCAGCAUCACAGGAACCCUGGCCACCCAGGCUGUACUGAAGGGAGUGGGAGUGGGAGAUGAAACAGCCACAGCUGCGGGAGCUACCAUUACAUGGAUCCUCAAGGAUGGCACCGGUAUGCUAGGAAGGAUUCUGUUUGCUUGGAUACAGGGAACAAGCUUGGACUGUGAUGCAAAAAGAUGGAGGUUGUUUGCUGACAUUGUGAAUGAUUUCUCCAUCUUUCUGGAGUUGGUUGCCCCAGCCUUCCCUCUGUUCUUCACUGGGAUCGUGUGUGUGGCAGGGGUAGGCAAGGCUAUUGUUGGCGUAUCCGGCGGUGCAACACGAGCGGCGCUCACCAUGCACCAGGCACGUCGAGACAACAUGGCCGACGUGUCCGCCAAGGACGGGAGCCAGGAGACUCUAGUGAACCUGAUGGCACUACUAGCAGGACUGGUGGUCACUCCUCUGGUCUCAGACAAUCCACUGCUGACUUGGUUCCUGUUCUUUGUCUUCACCUGUCUGCACCUGUUUGCCAACUACAACGCUGUCACCUGUGUCGUCAUGGAGACGCUGAACCAAUCACGGCUGCACAUCCUGGUGUCGCAUUACCUCAAAACGGGCGUGGUCCUAAACCCCGCCCAGGCUAACCUACAAGAACCUGUCGUGUUUGCUCAGAAAAAAUCCACCAGAAUAAAGCUGGGAUCACCAAUGAGUUCUAUAAUACAGAGGGCACCAGACUUGGACCGUGCCAUCCACAGUAACUCUGAGGGGAGGUACCUCCUAGGCAUGUCCACUUUAACAGACAUCAACAUAGUCCUACACCAGGAAUCCUCCCACCUAGACUUCAUAAAAAGCUGUUUCCAGGCAGAAAUUAUUGACUAUGUUAUAGAACACAGGUUCUCCAAACUCCAGGUUCACUCCAGCGUGCCCUGCUAUGACCUCCAGGCACACUCACUCAUUCCUAGUGACAACGCAUUCCAGUCUAUGGUGGAACAAGCCAACCACAAAGCAUUAUGGGAGCUGGUGGACUCCUCCCAUGAGGUGGCAGCACAAGUCUUCCCAUCAUUCCAUGCAGGAUUGGCGCAUGCUGGUUGGACGACACACCGCACGCAGCUCGGUCCAGACGAAUGGCGAGCAACCUGGAACAUCCACGGUCUCUCCGACAAAAAGUCCUACUAGCAACGCUUCCAAGAUGCUGUAUAUUUAGAUUUUAUUCCAAUCCUUUAAUUUUGUAGAUCUGAAAGAUUAUAUUUAUACUUAGUAAUAAAUACUGUAUGUCAAUGAAGGUUAGACAUCCAGGUGAUGACAUACCAAAGUAACAGUUACUCAAGCAACUGGAUAGAAAAUUCAAAAUCUGCUCAGUACCUUCUCAUAAGUAACAUGUACUUAGGUACUCUUCAAGCAGAGGUUUGGGUUUGAGGUUAUUUUUGGUAUGUUUUUUUGGCUUUUUUAUCUGGGUUUCUCUUUUUGCACUGGAAUGG